Molecule: messenger RNA, 1377 nt
Organism: Aureobasidium pullulans EXF-150
Lineage: Eukaryota; Fungi; Ascomycota; Dothideomycetes; Dothideales; Saccotheciaceae
Product: N amino acid transport system protein
Exons: 1
Coding region: 1-1377 (458 amino acids)
Biological process (GO): amino acid transmembrane transport
Cellular component (GO): vacuolar membrane
Molecular function (GO): amino acid transmembrane transporter activity
Source: RefSeq, a predicted model, not a curated record
AUGCCUCCCCACUACGAGGACAGCAUGAGCAAGGCUGGUUCGGCCGAUAAGGUCGGCGCACCUGAUCUGGAAAAGACGGCCACACUCGAGGAGGGAGAGGCCAAGUUCAAGAAGUUGGGAUGGAAGCGUCUGACCAUCUGUCUGAUUGUCGAGGCCAUCGCUCUUGGUGCGCUGUCGGUCCCUGCUGCCUUUGCUGCAGUCGGCAUGGUCGCGGGUGUCAUUCUUUCCGUCGGCAUCGGUAUUCUCGCCAUCUACACGAGUUACGUCGUCGGACAAGUCAAGAUCAAGUUCCCUCACGUUGAGCACUACUCGGAUGCUGUCGGUCUCAUGUUUGGUCGCGUCGGCAUGGAAAUUGUCGGAGCCAUGUUCACCCUCCAUUUGAUCCUUCUCUCGGCUUCGCACACUCUUACCGGCACCAUCGCAUGGAUUCGCAUUGUCGACGACCCGAAGGUUUGCGCCCUUGUCUGGUCCGUCAUCUCGGCCAUUCUUCUCUUCCUUCUGGCUAUUCCUCCUACUUUUGCCGAAUUCGCCAUUCUUGGAUACAUCGAUUUCGCUUCCAUUAUUGGCGCCAUCGGUAUCACCAUUAUUGCGACUGGAAUUCAGUCUUCCGAUGCACCCGGUGGUCUGUCUGCUGUUGAGUGGAGUGCUUGGCCCCCAGCCGACAUCACCUUCCAAUCUGCUUUCCUCGCAGUCACCAACAUUGUCUUUGCCUACUCCUUCGCCAUUUGCCAGUUCUCCUUCAUGGCUGAAUUGCACACUCCCAAGGACUACGUCAAGUCCAUCUGGGCUCUUGGUAUCAUCGAGAUCAUCAUCUACACUGUUACCGGUGCUCUGAUCUACGCUUUCGUCGGUACUGAUGUCGCAUCUCCUGCUUUGUUGUCUGGUAGUCACAUCGUCACCCGUGUUGCUUUCGGUGUUGCUCUCCCCGUUAUCUUCAUCUCAGGAUCCAUCAACGCCACCGUCGUCGGACGUUACCUGAUUGGCCGUUUCUUCAAGAACUCGCCCAUCCGCUACACCAACACCAAGCAGGGCUGGAUCGUCUGGAUCUUCGUCCUCGUCGCCCAGAUCGUCCUCGCCUGGGUCAUCGCCGAAGCCAUCCCCUUCUUCAGCGACUUGCUCGGUAUCACCUCCGCCCUCUUCAUCUCAGGCUUCAGUUUCUACUUCCCCGCUCUCUUCUGGUUCCUUCUGAUCAAGGAGGGCAAGUGGAAUGCCAGCAAGAAGAACAUUGCACUUUCCGCUCUCAACGCACUUUGCUUUGUCAUCGGUUUGACCAUUCUCGGCUGCGGUACUUAUGCCAGUGUCAAGGAUAUUGUUGAUUCUUACGCUUCUGGCUCUGUGAGAUCGCCUUUUACUUGCUCUCAAGAAGCUUAUGCUUGA